AACGACACGGUAACAAUUUAUGGACAUUUUAUUCCCGCCAUACAAGAAAUGUGAAUCUGUUGGUCAUGGACAGAACUGUGAAGACUGAGGCAAACUGUUGGGUGAAAGUACUCACUGUACAAUUACCUGGCCAUGAAAUGUUACUCUGGGAAGCAGGUACCGAGCGAGGCAAACACCUGUGACACACCACGUCACUUUCAUCAUGGGCUGUGUGUGUCUGGGCUGGGUCAGCUGGUGCAGGGUUAGGCCUGGAGUCCCCCAGGGGUAGGGCAGGUCAGUACCUUUCACCAUUAUGUGAGGGAAUCCCUGCAGAGUUCAAAGUUCAUUUUGAUAGAGAUAAUUAUCAGUAAGUUUGCACAUAUUUUUUGGUUGUUAAGGUGUGGGAUUUUACCUCAGUUUCGGCAUCCAGCACUGCAGGUCAUGCCUCGCCAUACUUCGGUGAGGCUGACGUGGAAAGAGGAGGAAAAUAGUGCCUAACCCAUUCCUAAGCCAGGCGGUGUGUCCUGCCAAUUAUGGACGUCCUUUUUUGCUUGGCUCAAACUCGUGUUUGGGGGUUAUUUUUGACCGAUGUUGCUUCUACAGCAGGCAAGAUCGUCAUUCGUUAGUAUGAAGGCAAAGAAAAUGUCAGCAAUACUAUUGUGACUCUCAUUUAUCAAGUAUUCUAAAACCUCCGACUCGUCUCCUGGGUGGCGAUUCCGCUGGCCUCGACAAAGGUGCGUGCACUUCCAAUUUUUUUAUUAACUAAUUGGAUCUUCACUUUUUUCUUUUUAUACUGUACACAAAGGAAUAAUUGGCGCGUCUCCACGUGUAUGUUGAGUGAAAAACUUUCACUAUUAACUAUAUUACAGGCUACCCUAGCGAUCGCGGAUUGUGGCUUCACUUAUUGGGAAAGACUUGACCUAUUAUUUCGUAGUGGGAUGUAUUUCAGGGAGCUGUAUGUAUCACAAUAGCCACAAAAAGUGUAUACAGCCACUUUAAUGCUUCCCGUGGUAGGGUUGGCCGUAAUAUUUGUUGUUGUUGUUGUUGUUGUUGUUGUUAAGGGCCGUGACGAUCAGUGUGACAAUCACUUGUGCCCUCUGGUGAAGUGCCUGUGGUGUCAUCACAGGCGUGGCAGCUGUCCUGACUUCUUGGGGAAGGCACAGGUGAGGCGGAUGACAGCUGACUGUCUUGAGGGAUGGACGCCUGCCGCCGCCAGUAGGGUGGACAGGUCAAAACUAUUUAUCCCCGGAGCAAAGACUUGUGUGCGGAGAACAGUACGGUGUGAGUGGAGGCGAGGGCGCUGCAGAAGGAAGUGUUCAACAGUGUCAGGCACUGUGUGGCACCGAGGGCAGCGUGGGUCAGAUGAAAGAUGUAGAUGGUGAAGGUGUUCGUGUGAGGCUAGUGAGAGGCUACGUCCAACACUGGACUUUUUCUUAUCCAAAGCUGUGGAGAGGAGUCAGUUCUGUAGAGGCCCAUGGAGGUGGUGCGGAGGUCAUGUAUUAGUCAGUCAUCCCAUAGAGAUGGAGAUCAGGCGUUGGGUAUGUGAGAGAGGAGCAGCUGGAGUACCUGAAGCAGUCCACGGCAGCUUGUGUUUUUCCAUGGGGCCGCGGUGAAUAUUGCCAACACUCAACUCCUUAGCAAAGUGGAAAAAAGGCUUUAAUGCAGGCUAUCAUAUCUAGUGUUGCUUUACUCUUCACAUAUCCGAUUACCAUUAUAAUAACGUGGAAAUAACUAUGCAGUAAUUCAGAAAAUAAACGAAGAGUCCUUCUGGGGGUGCAUUUCAUUGGCGCGAGUCCUGUAAGUCCUUUAUAGGACUCGCACAAAACGGUUGCUACUUAACAAGCUGCGAUCAGCAUCCAUUACUAACCUUCGGUCGCCAAAUGGUAUCCACGAACGGGCAAGAGGUUGGUGUUGCCAUGCUAGCAAGGUUGGUAAGUUAAACCACCACCUGAGGUGGUGUAAGUUUACACCUCACCCGAAAACUCUUAUAUAAAUAUUUAUGUGCACAAAAUAACUUUUUUUUUUUCAUUGCUUACAAGGUUUACCACCAAGAAAGCAUGGUUUUGUGAUGCAUAAAGUGAAAUAUUGCAUAGAACACCAAAAAUAAAGCAGGAAAAGGCUGAUUUGCCCCACGUGCGCGCUCCUCAUUCCGCCUCGCAGCAACAAGUGUGUACUGUGAUUAAGUAUUGUUUUCGUCGUUUCACCUGCAUGUAUUGGAUAUUUUCUUUGCAUACUUCCACGUUCGUGCCUUGAAGUGAGAAAAGCGCUUUUGGGAUCGCCUUGACCCCUUGGCAUUGAGUGAUAAUGAGCUCAUGCUCAAAUAUCACUUCUCUCGGCAGACCUAAUCCUCUUGUUUGAGGAGAUGCAGCCUCAGCUGGAGAGAAGGACAAGGCGUAGCCGGGCAUUACCAACUCACACCUAGGUUUUGCUGUCCCUGAGAUUGUUUGCCAGUGGGUCCUUCCAAAAUGUCAUUGGAGACACUGCAGACCUACGCAAGCGUCAGCAGAGUCUUUGAGUGUGUGUGCACCGAGUUGAGUGAUAAGUCGGUGCAGGAAAUCAAGAUGCCUCCAACACACCUUGAUCAAAGGAGAACUGCACAACAGUUCUUCAGGAUAAAAAAUUUCCCAAGGGUUACUGGGGCCAUUGAUGGCACCCACAUUGCCAUCAAGGCCCCAGGUGUGGACGAGGCCCUUUACUUUAACCAGAAAAGGUAUCACUCCCUCUCAACAUCCAACUUGUUUGUGAUGCGAAUGGAGUGAUCCUCAGCUACUGCUCCAGACUCCCAGGUGCCUGCACUCUUAUGGAGGUAGCUUGCAGUACAGACCCAUCAAAUGUGUGAAAAUAAUUAAUGCUUGCCUGCUCCUACACAACCGCUGCAUCAAGUUCCUGAUGACCUACCACCUCUUGAGGAUGAAGCAGUGCCCCAUGCUGGUGCCGACCCUGCUGUGCUGCAGAGGGGUCUACGUGCUCCAGGCAGAAUUGUGCAGCAAGAAAUCAUACAAAACUUCUUCCAGCAAUGAAAUUGUCAAAGUGCCUGGGACAUGUUUUGUACAGCCAGCCCCUGCUCCUGCUGCACCAUCACCAGCUCGCCCAUGCUCAGAUGAAUCUGCUGUUGGGUUUCCUGCACUUGAGAGAGAACUUCCAAGUCUGGGUGGCCACCUGCAAUACAGUUUAGAAGCAAACACGACUUUACACCACAAGUUACAAAAUAAGUGGUAUUUUAGAUAUCGUCAUGCUAUCUUGUUGUGUCCCUUUACCUCAUUUGCUCCUUGGACCUUUCUGCUAUAGUGUACACAGGGUUGUGGUAUGACACACUCAUGGAAUCACCAAUUUAAAAAUAUAAUGGCCACCUGAGAGAAGUAUUC
Molecule: messenger RNA, 3344 nt
Organism: Scylla paramamosain (green mud crab)
Lineage: Eukaryota; Metazoa; Arthropoda; Malacostraca; Decapoda; Portunidae
Product: putative nuclease HARBI1
Exons: 6
Coding region: 2869-3267 (132 amino acids)
Source: RefSeq, a predicted model, not a curated record